GAAAAAUUGUAUCUUGAAGUUAAUGAUAACACUCUUGAAUGUAAUUUCAUAAUUCACAUGGUAGCCAGAUUUUUUCUGACAAAACAUUUAACCGAGAUUAUUUGGGAAUUCAUUGGCAAAGUACAUUUCAACAUAUAAAUAGCAUGUGCACAACUUUUCAGAUAUAUCUAAAAUAUAUAAGGCAGAGAAUUAACUAGUUGCUUUGUUUCUACUAGUAGAUUUUGAAGCUUUACUGGAAACAUUUGAAAGCUACUUUUUCCGUAAAUUCCGCUCUUAUUUGUCCACUUCCAUAAGAAUAGGGAACAAGGUGGUUAGCCCUGUCAUUCCUUCUCAAGUCCAACCAGUGACUUUACUGUUAGUAUCUAUCUUUGCAUGCUUACACUUUACUGUCAUUGCCUCUUUUACUUAUCUCCAGAGGAUCCCAAGGUUGGAGUAAGCAAAAAAUAGCUUUUGUUUCAUAAGAAGCAGAAAACUAAAUGAAAUUGUAUUGGUCAAAAUGGUUUUCCAUUGCUAGAUACAUCCCGUUAGUUUUGUGGCUAAUAACACAGUUAGAACUACUAUUGUGUAUUUGCUGUGUGUCAGGCAGUGAUUUAACAGCUUUACAUAUUUAACCCAAUCAUUCAACAACUCUGUGAGGGAAGUACAAUAAAAUUUUAUGCCAAUGUGCCUGGAAGUGAGGUGAAUUUGGAAAUAACACAAUUGGUGCCUGUCUUCAGAGGGCACCAGAGAAGUGAGUCCUCUGGUCUCCACUAUUGGCCUGGCUGAGUUUCUCAGAUUUAAGCUGUCAAAAGGAGUUCUAGCUACACUGGAAAUUCUUGGGUUCACUGCCUCUUGGCUUCAAGUUUCAGCUAGAUAUAGGACCUAGGAUGGUUCACAUGGAUGUUGCUGCUGGAGCAGACAACUGCCUCCAGCUGGUACAUGCUGUAGUACCCUAUGCCUAGAUCUCUCGCCUGUCUAGUGUGCCUUGAUCAUUUUAUUAGUUCCCAUCUCUUCCAUAUCAACCAACAUUUCAUGUGACUAACACUAAGUAAAACAGACCUUCUGAAGAUGAACAAUAGACUAUUUAAUGGGAUUGAAUGUUAAUUUAAAAGAAAAUUGUAAUCCCAAAGUAGGAGAUUGUAACACUUAAGGAAUUUGACCCAUUUAAAGUAUAUAAGAAGUCUGUUUAUGUAAACUUAGUUUUCACUUCUUUAGCCAUAGUAGUUCUAUAUAGUGCCUUUCCAUUCUGGCAAACUGCAGGAGCCUAUUAAUUUAUGAGUGUUAGACCUAGUUUUCUUCCCCAGUGCACAGAAUCUUGCAUAUAAUAGGCUUUCAUUAUAAGUUGGUUGGUUGAAUUGUUUUCAAAGUCUUACUAAAAGUAUACCUGUUCCAUAAGGUAUUUCUCUUUCCAUAAACCAAAUCUUUGUGUAUUCUUUGAUACUGAUUUUUUUGCCUUUCUUUUUUUUUUAAUUUUAUUUUUUAAUUUUAAAUAUAUAUUUAUUUUGGGAGAGCGCAAGUGGGGAAAGAGCAGAGAGGGGGACAGAGGAUCUGAAGCGGGCUCUGUGCUGACAGGCUGACAUCAGCAAGCCCUAUGUGGAGCUCCAACUCAAAAACCAUGAGAUCAUGACCUGAGCCAAAGUUGGAUGCUCAACCGACUGAACCACCCAAGUGCCCUGAGUUUUUAACUUUUGAAAGUAAUCUGUACACCCAACAUAAAGCUCAAACUCAGAACCCCAAGAUCAAGAGGUACAUGCUCCACGGAAUGAGGCAGCCAGGUAUUUUAACAGUAGUGAUAACAAUUUACAAUAUUGGGGAUUGGAUUAUCCACCUCUUACAGCCUAUCAUAGUCUUUUAUGUGCAUAUGUGGCAAAGUUUAUAAAUCCAGACUGGAUUGCUCUCCAUACAUCACGUGGAUAUGAAAGUCAGGCACAUAAGCUCUUUAUGCGUACCACAGUGUUAAUUGCUGACUUGCUGAUUUAUAUACCAGCAGUAGUUUUAUACUGUUGUUGUUUAAAAGAAAUCUCAACUAAGAAAAAGGUUGCUAAUGCAUUAUGCAUAUUGCUGUAUCCAGGCCUUAUUCUUAUCGACUAUGGACAUUUUCAAUAUAAUUCUGUGAGUCUUGGCUUUGCUUUGUGGGGUGUUCUUGGAGUAUCUUGUGACUGGGACCUGCUAGGCUCGUUGGCAUUUUGCUUAGCUAUAAAUUAUAAACAGAUGGAACUUUACCACUCUUUGCCAUUUUUUUGCUUUUUACUCGGCAAGUGUUUUAAAAAAGGCCUGAAAGGAAAGGGGUUUGUAUUGUUAAUUAAGCUAGCUUGUACAGUUGUAGCUUCCUUCAUUCUCUGCUGGCUGCCAUUCUGUACAGAAAGGGAGCAAACACUGCAAGUUCUAAGAAGACUCUUCCCAGUUGAUCGUGGAUUGUUUGAGGAUAAAGUAGCCAAUAUUUGGUGCAGCUUCAGUAUCUUUCUGAAGAUCAAGGAAAUUUUGCCACACCACUUCCAGAUAAUAAUCAGAUACUGCUACCAAGAAAACAAAUGUUUUAUUUUUAUUCGUUUUUUUAGCUUUUGUUUUACAUUUUUGAGCCUGCUUCCUGCAUGUGUAAAAUUAACACUUCAGCCCUCUUCCAAAGGAUUCAGAUUUACUCUGGUUAGCUGUGCACUAUCAUUCUUUUUAUUUUCUUUCCAAGUACAUGAAAAGUCCAUUCUCUUGGUAUCAUUACCAGUCUGCUUAGUUUUAAGUGAAAUUCCUUUUAUGUCUACCUGGUUUUUACUUGUGUCAACAUUUAGUAUGCUACCUCUUCUACUGAAGGAUGAACUCCUAAUGCCCUUAGUUGUGACAACGAUCGCAUUUUUUAUAGCUUGUGCAACUUCCUUUUCAAUAUUUGAAAAGACUUCUGAAGAAGAACUUCAGUUGAAAUCCUUUUCCCUUUCUGUUAGGAAAUAUCUUCCAUGUUUUACAUUUCUUUCCAGAAUUAUACAAUAUUUGUUUCUUAUCUCAGUCAUCACUAUGGUACUUCUGACACUGAUAACUGUCACACUGGAUCCUCCUCAGAAAUUACCGGACUUAUUUUCUGUAUUGGUUUGUUUUGUAUCCUGCUUACAUUUCCUGUUCUUCUUAGUCUACUUUAACAUUAUAAUCAUGUGGGAUUCCAAAAGUGGGAGAAAUCAGAAGAAAAUCAACUAGGUACAUCUGCAAACACGUGAAAAUAUUAACAGUGCUUAAACGGUUUUUGAACUUUUUGCUGUGUAUAAAUAAAAUUAUCAUUUUGAGGAUCAUGGAAUUACAGGAAAAAGAUGGUGAAAAGUCAUUGUUGUCUAUACAGAAUAAAUCUAUAUGGGAUCCAAGCCCAGUGGAGGCUUUUAUUUUCUAACUAUUGAGUGGCCAAGACAUACUGUAGUUUUAUAAUAUUCAGUUAUCCAAGUGGGAAAAUAAGAGAAAAUGCCCUUAAUCCCAGUAUUUACUCAGGAAAUAUACAAGUUGUUGUCUUAAAGAAAAUCUGCAAAUCCAGUGAACUUACUGGGAGAAUUUAACCCUUCUUUUUAAAGGAAAUUACUAAUUUUGGUAUUUAAAUUUCAUUUUCCUUCCUUGGAAUACAAGUAAUGUGUAUUUCAUUCUUUAGAUAUCUAUCUCAGGGUUUAAAUUUGUGACAAUCUUUUAAAUGACUGUGAGAAGGCAAUUUAAACUGCUUGAAGUUUGAACAUGCCUCAUUACAUGGUACAAAUUUGAAUUUCUUUUUAACAGGCAGAGAGGUUAAACCAUGUUCUUAUUUUUUCCAAAAUGCCGAUUUACUUAAAUGCAAUUUAACAGUGAAUUUUCUUGAAUUUAAAUCUAAGUGGUUUGAGUGAUGUCUUUUUAAUUACUCAUGAUCACUAGUUCUAAACUUCCAGGAUCAUUCUGUUUAAGUUAAAUGGUCUUAUGCAGGAUUUCAUCCUUCUGAUCUUUUUAUUGUUGUUGUGACGUGGUUCAGGAUAACCACUUCCAUAGCAUUGAUUCAUAUCAUGUUUCAUAUUGACUUGGCUCUGUUAAUAAUGUAUCAUUCUAUAUUAGGAGAAGCUCAUCUUUACUAUCAUAUUCAAUUGGUAAAAAUAAUGUAUCAUAUCGAUGUUAUAGUUUCUUAUGUAAAGAUGUGUUGUCUAGAUGUGUUGUCUUUACUCUCUGUGAUAAGAAUAAAACAAUUAUUUUCA
This is a messenger RNA of Neofelis nebulosa (Clouded leopard), 4160 nucleotides long. RefSeq names its product ALG6 alpha-1,3-glucosyltransferase (gene ALG6). Gene Ontology annotation, cellular component: endoplasmic reticulum membrane. The coding region runs from base 1921 to 3159 and encodes 412 amino acids. Lineage: Eukaryota; Metazoa; Chordata; Mammalia; Carnivora; Felidae. Gene Ontology annotation, molecular function: dolichyl pyrophosphate Man9GlcNAc2 alpha-1,3-glucosyltransferase activity. The transcript is spliced from 13 exons. The record is from RefSeq and is a predicted model, not a curated record. Gene Ontology annotation, biological process: protein N-linked glycosylation.